CCGGGCCUGGCCGAGGAUCUGGCUCCGUGGGCCGCGGGGGGGUACGGAGGUGGCGGCUGUGGGAGGAGGCGGCGCGGGAGGCCGAGGAGCUCAAGCCCGCGUCCCGAACCGCAAUCUCUGAUCCUGCAGUGCUUUGAGGGGCGAGACCGGCCGGAUGGGCCGCUGAGCCCGAAUCGGGGACCGUGUGGAGCCCCCUGGAGCUAGAAUCAGGAUGUUCCGCUUCAUGAGGGACGUGGAGCCUGAGGAUCCCAUGUUCCUGAUGGACCCCUUUGCUAUUCACCGUCAGCACAUGAACCGAAUGUUGUCAGGUGGCUUUGGAUAUAGCCCCUUCCUUAGCAUCACAGAUGGCAACAUGCCAGGGACCAGGCCUGCCAGCCGCAGGAUGCAGGCUGGGGCCGUCUCCCCCUUCGGGAUGCUGGGAAUGUCGGGUGGCUUCAUGGACAUGUUUGGGAUGAUGAACGACAUGAUCGGGAACAUGGAACACAUGACAGCUGGAGGCAAUUGCCAGACCUUUUCAACUUCCACUGUCAUCUCCUACUCCAACACGGGUGAUGGGGCACCCAAGGUCUACCAGGAGACAUCGGAGAUGCGCUCAGCACCAGGCGGGAUCCGGGAAACUCGGAGGACCGUGCGGGACUCGGACAGUGGACUGGAGCAGAUGUCCAUUGGGCAUCACAUCCGGGACCGGGCCCACAUCCUCCAGCGUUCCCGCAACCACCGCACAGGGGACCAGGAGGAGCGGCAGGACUACAUCAACCUGGAUGAGAGUGAGGCCGCAGCAUUUGACGACGAGUGGCGGAGGGAGACAUCCCGGUUCCGGCAGCAGCGCCCUCUGGAAUUCCGACGGCAUGAGGCCUCAGGGGGUGGGGGCCGGAGGGCUGAGGGGCCUCCCCGCCUGGCUAUACAGGGGCCUGAGGACUCCCCCUCCCGACAGUCCCGCCGCUAUGACUGGUGAGGGCCCUGGGCCCUCAGCCUCUCUUGUACAGGCUGAGAGGCUGGGAAAUCAUCCCCUGAAAUGACUUUCCCUCUCCAACUCCCACUCCCGAUUUAAUAUUAAAUUAACAGGCAAGCUGGUUCCCACCUCUCCCUGGGGGCCUCAGGGGGAGCCUGUCACUGCCCCGUUUACCUACUUUCUCCUUCUUUAGUCCCUUUACCAUGAUAACUCCACGUCUCCUGUAUCCGCUAACUUGAUUUUCCAUUUUGCUGCUCCAUCUUUGACCUCACCUUCCCUGUAAUACCCCUGUCAUGCAUCCCAGGGGCUCUGGGAUUGAGUUCUGGGUCUAGGGGCCUCCUCCCUCUCUCAGCUACCCGGGGUCUUUGCCCACCUCCCCCUCGGGCCCUCCCCCCCCUCAGUGCAGGGCUGCGUAGGAGGGAGAGGACUGGUUCCCAACCCUUUUUUCCUUCCUGGCCCCACCCCACCACCACCACAAAAAUCUCCCUACACCCUUCUCUGCCUUUAUUUUUUGAUUUGUGUAACUUGUAACUAGGUGUUUAUGGAAUAAAGGAGAAUGGAAAAAAGA
Messenger RNA from Manis javanica (Malayan pangolin), 1520 nucleotides. RefSeq names its product myeloid leukemia factor 2 (gene MLF2). Lineage: Eukaryota; Metazoa; Chordata; Mammalia; Pholidota; Manidae. The record is from RefSeq and is a predicted model, not a curated record.